UCAUGUUUAUGAAACUUGAUUCAACAUAAAAAAAAAAUCACAUUUUGUUAACUUGGUCUUUGAUGGAUCAUCCUGGCACGUUGUGUACAUCAAUUUUUUGUGAUGGUGUAUGAUGACUGUUGGAUUGCUAUGAAGUUUUAUAGGAGUCAAAGUUAUCAUGAAUCAAAGCUUUGUAGAUAAUUUGGCAAUGUUGUUUGUCCGCACAACAGAGACUAAAAAAAGAUGUACUCCUACAGACAUGUUAUGAAGCCACUGAACGAGUUUUUUUAACGCUUCACUCUUAGAUUACUCCUCCUUCAGUUUGAACUCCAGGAUCCACCAUUGCUUAUAUGAGUAUGAGCAAAUAAAUUUGUACUACUAUAUAUAUGGAGUUGUAUCAAAAACAGAUUCAUAUACAAAUAUGUGGACGAAACUAAACUUACAAGCAAGUAAUAAAAAUACAGAGAACUAUAUUGUUGAUCUAUGAACUUUACUAUAAUAUUCUUUCAAAAUAUUAUUACACAUCUUUGUACUGGAGUAUUUUUUUUGGGAUUAAAAUGCCUUUACUCUUUAAAAGCUGUUUUUAUCAAAUUUCUUUACUCAUCUCCUCUUUCAUCACUCGAGAGAAGGGAUAAAAAUAAUGCUAUUAAAUAAAAAUAGCUCUUAAAAAUGAAGGAAAUUUUAUUCGAAAUGAUCUGAAAAGGGCAAAAUUUAUUUAAUAUAAGUGGUAGUACUACAUUUAAAUGCAGAAAUGUGUCGCAAUAUUCUAAAAAUAAAAGAAAUAAACAAAGUUUAUGGAGUACUAAUCUUUGGAGGGCAUAUACGGAAACUUGAUAUGAUUUGGUGUGGAGCGAACAAAUUUGGGGAUCUUGCCACACCUAAAACCCAAGCCAAAAGCCCUACCUCUCUCUCUCUGGAUUCAAUCUGAUCUUCUCUCUAUAGUCACCAUGGCCGCCUUCGCCGCCAGAUCAGCUUUUCGCUCCGCCGCGCGUAGCGCCACUGCGAGAAUAUCCGCCGGCGUCAAGCCUAGGUCAGCUCCAUCUCCAUUUCGCGCCUCAUCUCAAACUCCGCUCUCCGCUCGCAUUUUCAGGUCUCCCGUGGAGAUGAGCUGUGUUAGCGUAAUGUCUAUGUUGCCGUACCACACUGCAACCGCCUCCGCCGUGCUCACUUCUAUGCUAUCUGUGGCGCCUCGCGGUCACGGUUGGAGCAUUGAGGGGUUAUGAUUACUGCUCAUUGGCUGAUUUGAGGCUUGAAGGUUUUCUGAUUCUCUCUUUUUGUUUAAGCUGAUUAUGUAUGAGCCUCUGAUGAUAACUGGCACUCUAAACCUCAGUCUUAAUCCCUGCAUUGUUUUUCCCUUGAUUUGUAGCAGCAAAUGGCGGAACUAGUUUUUAUUUAUUUCCAUAGCCUUCCUUAAGAAAUAUUUCUUGUUGCCUGUGUUGUAGAUGGAUGAUUGUUAGAAUAUGUUGAGAAGCGCUGCCUUUCGUGAUUGGUGUGAAUGGACAUGUAAUUCUACUACGAGAUCAUUCAGCUUCAUCGUUAAAAGUUAUUCUUUUAUAA
Molecule: messenger RNA, 1536 nt
Organism: Salvia splendens (bonfire salvia)
Lineage: Eukaryota; Viridiplantae; Streptophyta; Magnoliopsida; Lamiales; Lamiaceae
Product: protein NUCLEAR FUSION DEFECTIVE 6, mitochondrial-like
Exons: 3
Coding region: 927-1202 (91 amino acids)
Cellular component (GO): mitochondrion
Source: RefSeq, a predicted model, not a curated record